Molecule: messenger RNA, 750 nt
Organism: Seminavis robusta
Lineage: Eukaryota; Bacillariophyta; Bacillariophyceae; Naviculales; Naviculaceae
Source: the annotation of a GenBank genome assembly
AUGAAGCUUUCCUUGAUCCUCGCCUCUCUUUUCGCUGGAGCAUCCGCUUUCGCUCCCGCUUCGGACUCUUCCAGCAAGAGUGCUCUGUCUGCCACCAAGGCUGACUUGGAAGCCAUUGCCGCCAAGGCCAACCCCACCUUGAAGUUCUAUGAUCCUUUGAACCUUGCCGAUAAGGACUUCUGGGGCUUUGGAAAUGAAGCCACCAUCGGUUUCCUUCGUCACUCUGAAAUCAAGCACGGACGAAUUGCUAUGUUUGCCUUUGUUGGAUACUGCGUUCAGUCCAACUUUGUGCUCCCAUGGCCACAGACUCUUGCCGGAGCCGCCCACCCAGCUGUCUCUCUCGGACCCGAAGCUCAGUGGGAUGCUGUUCCUGUCGGUGCCAAAUGGCAAAUCUUUGCCGUGAUCUCGGCAUUAGAAUUGUGGGAUGAAUGUGGAGGCGGAUCACUUCCCCACUACAUGAAGGGACGUCAACCAGGAAAGUACCCAUCCUUCCAACCCUUCAGGGAUUCCGUCCACCCCGUUUUGGACCUGUACGAUCCCUUUGGCUUCAACAAGAACAUGUCCCCUGAGACCAAGGAACGCCGCUUGAUCUCUGAAUUGAACAAUGGACGUCUUGCUCAGAUUGGUAUCUUUGGAUUCUUGUGCGCAGACACCGUCCCAGGAUCUGUUCCCGUUCUGGCGCCUAUCGCCAAGGCAUACGCCGGAAACCCAAUGAUCCCCUUCGAAGGACAAUUCUCUUACUUUCAUUAG